This is a messenger RNA of Epinephelus fuscoguttatus (brown-marbled grouper), 2125 nucleotides long. RefSeq names its product P2X purinoceptor 5-like. Gene Ontology annotation, cellular component: nuclear inner membrane; plasma membrane. The transcript has 13 exons. NCBI's taxonomy places the organism in Eukaryota, Metazoa, Chordata, Actinopteri, Perciformes, Serranidae. The record is from RefSeq and is a predicted model, not a curated record. Gene Ontology annotation, molecular function: extracellularly ATP-gated monoatomic cation channel activity; purinergic nucleotide receptor activity. Bases 719 to 1927 code for a protein of 402 amino acids. Gene Ontology annotation, biological process: response to ATP; monoatomic cation transmembrane transport.
GAUGUCGAACCAAUGGGCUGUCAGACCAGUGGGCAGUUCCCAUUUUGCUAGACACAUUUUAAAAUAUAAAUAGGCCUACAACAUGCUUAUGUUUUUAGCACAAGCCUAUGGCAUUUCACAUUGUAUAAAUUAGCCUAGCGGCUAGCAAAGAUUUCCUCAACACAUACGAAGCCAGGGACAACAUUUAUCAAAGGUAACGUUGCAAAGUUUGGUUGCAUUACUCACAAGGUUCACCGACAAUACAGCUGUCUAAUACUAAACACAUUUUCCAAACAAAUACAACAUGCUAACGAUAUUAGCCUAAGCCUAUGGUAUUUUACAUUGUAUAAACUAGCCUAUAUACUAUACACAAUAGCCUACGCCGUUGAGAGCAUUUAUACUUGUGCUGUUGUUUGUGUCACUCUGCAGUUACACCUCCAGAACACUAGUUGGCGGUGGACUUUCUGUGAAGUGCUGUAAAAGUUGACUGCUUCAAAACACACAUUAAACAUGGCUUGCUGGACACAUUUUCGCCACAAAUACAACAUGCUAAUGUUUUUAGCACAAGCCUAUGACAUUUUACAUUGUUUGAAUUAGCCUAGCGGCUAGCAAAGAUUUCCUCUACUCGUAUGAAACCAGGGACAAUAGCAAGUUAACAAAGAUAGAAACUCUCCGGCUGUGUGUGGACCACUAUCACUCACUAUGCUCUGACACCCAACUGCCCGCAGACAGCUGCAGGAUGGCCGGGAGCUUCUUGAAAGGACGCUUCCUCUCCUUGUUCGACUACAAAACGGAAAAAUACAUUGUCGCCAAAAAUAAGACAGUUGGAGUUUUGUACAGACUUAUUCAGUUAUCUAUCAUCGGGUACAUUAUAGGAUGGGUUUUCAUAGUAAAGAAAGGCUACCAGGAGACAGAUGAGGCUAUCCAGAGCUCUAUUAUAACUAAACUGAAGGGAGCCUCAGUGACGAACACCACUGAGUCUGGUCUGCUGGUGUGGGGACCAGAGGACUAUGUCAUCCCACCACAGGGUGAAGCUGUUCUGUUUGUUGUAACCAAUUUCCUAGAAACACCAAACCAGAAGCUGGGAUACUGUGCUGAGAGCCUCAAGGUGCUGGAUGGCCACUGUCAAGAUGACGAGGACUGUGAAGAGGGGAGGAUGGUGGUGUCUGGUCAUGGGAUGAUGAGCGGCCGAUGUUUAAGAUACGAUAAAAACUCCACUGGUACCUGCGAAAUCUACGGCUGGUGUCCCAUUGAAAGAAAAUUGAAACCACAAGACCCGCUGCUGAUACACGCUGAAAACUUCACCAUUUACAUCAAGAAUUUCAUCCAAUUUCCAAAAUUCGAAUUUUCAAAGUCCAACGUUUUCGAAACAAAUGAUCACUCCUAUUUGAAGACAUGUCGAUUUGAUGAGGAGUUCCACCCCUACUGCCCCAUCUUUCGCCUGGGUGACAUCACCAGGCGAGCCCGACACAACUUCCACGACAUGGCGACAUCGGGUGGCUCCAUUGGCAUCAUGAUAAAGUGGGACUGUGACCUUGACAAAGGUUACUCUCACUGCCAUCCACAGUACCACUUUACUCGUCUGGAUGUCUCCAACAUGACUGUCGUAAAGGGGUUUAACUUCAGACACAGUCGGUAUUACCAAAACGCUGAUGGUGAGACCUAUCGCUCUCUAUUCAAAGUCUAUGGCAUCCGAUUUACCAUCAUGGUGCACGGAAAGGCCGGGAAGUUCAGCAUCGUCCCAACAGCCAUCAAUGUUGGUUCAGGGCUGGCUCUGAUGGGUGCUGGAGCUUUCUUCUGUGACAUGGUUCUUCUCUACCUGUUGAAGAAGGGCGACUCUUAUCGACAGAGGAAGUUUGAAGCAGCCAAAGGUAUGGAGUCAACAUCUGAAGACAACUGUGUGAAAGACAGAAAGGAUGCCAUGGAACAGGAGAAUCUGACGUCUUAGUCUUUUCACCACAUAAGAUGAGUUUGCACCAUGCUCUUGCUGGUUAUACUGUAGUAUAACAAUCUGUAUUAUAUAUUAUAAAAAUGACAAACAGCAGUACAGUACGACUUAUGUUGUACUGUUGUGGAGCUCUUGUUAGAUGGGGCACCUUUUUGCCUUAAAUUUGUAAGAACUCUAUUUUUAUAACUUGAAAACACU